Messenger RNA from Piliocolobus tephrosceles (Ugandan red Colobus), 264 nucleotides. It is a transcript of the gene DEFB115, whose product is annotated as defensin beta 115. The record is from RefSeq and is a predicted model, not a curated record. NCBI's taxonomy places the organism in Eukaryota, Metazoa, Chordata, Mammalia, Primates, Cercopithecidae.
AUGCUGCCAGAUCAUUUCUCACCCUCAGUAGACAUUAAACUCUUUGUCCUGGCCUUAGUUGUCUUUGUGGUUCUGGCUCAGACUGCCCCAGAUGGAUGGAUCAGAAGGUGCUGUUAUGGAAUUGGCAGACUCAGGACAUCAUGCAAAGAAAUUGAGAGGAAGAAAGAAAAAUGUGGAGAAAAAUAUAUUUGCUGUGUCCCUAAAGAAAAGGAUAAAGUAUCACACAUUCAUGACCAAAAAGAGACAAGUGGGCUAUAUAUCUAG